Pogona vitticeps (central bearded dragon) is the source of this 3063-nucleotide messenger RNA. It is a transcript of the gene BMP2, whose product is annotated as bone morphogenetic protein 2. Lineage: Eukaryota; Metazoa; Chordata; Lepidosauria; Squamata; Agamidae. Gene Ontology annotation, cellular component: extracellular region. The record is from RefSeq and is a predicted model, not a curated record. Gene Ontology annotation, molecular function: cytokine activity; growth factor activity.
UUCCCUUUUUGGACCCCAUCCCGUGGCCGGAGCUGCAGGGGAACGGGCGACGCGCGCGCACACACACACGCACGCACGGAUCGCGCAAGCCCGCUGGAUCGGCCCGGCGAGGUCCAUGUGGAGGUUGGCUCGAUGGACGCGCCCGAGUGCGCUGCUGCCGCAGCUGCUGCUUCUUAGGCGAUCGGCGGGAUCCUAAAAGGUUGAUGACCAUGGUUGCCAGGACCUGCUGCCUACUAGCAUUGCUGCUUUCUCAUAUAUUGCUGGGUGGCUCGGCCAGCCUCAUUCCAGAGGUGGGCGACCGGCGAAGGUUUAGUGGCGAGUUGGGCCAGUCUGCUCCCCUGCAGCUCUCGGAAGGCAUCCUGCGCGAGUUUGAGCUGCGUCUGCUCAAUAUGUUUGGGCUUCAGCGGCGGCCCACCCCGAGCAAGAAUGCGGUCAUUCCUCCGUAUAUGUUGGAGCUCUACCAUCUGCACACGGGUCAGAAGCCAACCACCAUGGACUAUAACCUGGAGAAGGCAACCAGCAGGGCCAAUACAGUCAGGAGCUUCCACCAUGAAGAAUCCCUGGAACAACUUCCAGAAAGAAGUGGGAAAACAUUACGGCGUUUCUUCUUUGAUUUGACCUCGAUCCCUAAUGGGGAAUUUAUCACUUCAGCUGAGCUUCAGGUUUUCCGGGAGCAGGUCCAAGAUCUCUUUGUGAGCAACAGCAGCUCUUACCACCGCAUUAAUAUUUAUGAAAUUAUAAAGCCAGAGGGAGAGGCCUCCAAGGACCCAGUCACCGCCCUCUUGGACACUCGCUUGGUGCAUCACAAUGCCAGCAAAUGGGAAACCUUUGAUGUCACGCCAGCCGUGAGGAGGUGGAUUGCACAGGGGCAACCCAAUCAUGGCUUUGCGGUAGAGGUGGUGCACUUGGACAACAAGAGCAGUGCCUCCAAGAGGCACGUCCGGAUCAGCAGGUCAUUGCAUCAGGAUGACACGAGUUGGUCUCAGAUCAGGCCGUUACUGGUCACCUUUGGUAACGACGGAAAGGGACACCCUCUCCACAAGCGAGAGAAACGUCAGGCAAAGCACAAAGAGCGCAAGCGCCAUAAAUCCAAUUGUAAAAGGCACCCUUUGUACGUGGACUUCAAUGACGUAGGGUGGAAUGACUGGAUAGUGGCCCCACCGGGCUAUAGUGCCUUCCAUUGUCGUGGAGACUGCCCCUUUCCACUGGCAGAUCACCUGAACUCCACCAACCAUGCCAUCGUUCAGACUCUGGUCAAUUCCGUGAAUUCCAAAAUCCCCAAAGCUUGCUGUGUGCCGACAGAACUUAGCCCCAUCUCUAUGCUCUACCUUGAUGAGAAUGAAAAGGUGGUACUAAAGAACUAUCAAGACAUGGUUGUGGAGGGCUGUGGGUGCCGUUGAUGCAGCAGCAGAGUAAUUUUUUAAAAAAAUGGACAAAAGGAAAAUUUGAAAAAAAAACACACACAAAACUUGACACUUUAAUAUUUCGCAAUGAAGACCUUAUUUAUGUUAUGAAAUGGAGAAUUAAACACAUCUAUUUUGAAAAUCUAUUUAUGUCUACAGAAAAAAAGUGAGGAAAAAUAUUUUAAUCAGAGAAUAUUCCUUUUAAAAGAUUUUAAAACAUAUUUUAGUUGUACAUUUUAUAUGGGUUUAACCCUCCUUUCCCUCAGCACAUGAAGUAUAAAGGUCAGAAUCUUAUUUUGUAUUUAUUUGCUAUUAUAACCACUUUUUAGAAGAAUAGCUAAUUUGUAUUUAUAUGUAUAAUCAAAAAAGGCAGAAGAAGAAGAAGAAAAAAAUAUGGGGCUUGUACAUAAUUUAAAACAAAUGGUAGCUGUUUUCAGUUGUGUGUAUUUAAGUACAUUAAAAUGUGUACAUGGAAGGGUUACUAUGGCAAAGGUGCAUAACGCAUUUUGCUUUCUGCAGUUCUACUGUUAAGGUCACAAGUGCAAGCCCAAUGAAAAGUGGCUAAUCCACCCUGCUGACUCAAGAUUAUAUUGUACAAUUCUCAGGAAUGCUGCAGGGUGGGCUGCCCAGUCCAUGAGAAACUGGCACCCUUCAGAUGUGGAACAUUUGGAUAAGAACCGGAACGGCCAUUCCUCCUGGAGGUGUGAUGUGACCACCAGCUGGGCUGAUAGAGAACUUCUCACUUUUUCUUCCCCCCUCCACACCUACAGAAAAGCAAAAUGUUUAUGCUGUUCCUCCCCUUUACGUAGUUCAUCCAUUGGAAUCCAUUGUCCCGGCCAAAUGUUAAAUAAAAGACCAGAUUUCUUCCGUUUUUAAAAGCUUAUUUCUGUUUGCCUUUCCUAACAUCUUGAGAGAAGGGGGUUUUCUUUCUUCUCCCCCUUUUUUCUGCCACCGAGGAAUACUUGUUUAAGCAUACAAAAUAUCAAAAGUGAUGCAAUCAAUUGUUUUUAAUAAUGAGGGGUGUAACACAGUUCCAUCUGGAAAGCAACAUGAGAAACACAGACCAUGUUAACUUUUCCUUCAUUUAAAAACAUGUAAUGGUUGGUGUUUUCUAGUUACUUUUUCAGCUGUCAAGAGGAUUUUAAUUUGUUCUUUGAAGGCAUUUAGACUGGAAUUCUUCCACUGUUAUUUUUUUUUCUUCCCUUCCUAUAGCAACCCUGAAGUUUUGUCCAUUGGUUAGCAGACAGAAGUGAACAACACAACAAAUAGUGCAACAAAUUAUGGAACAGUUCUAGGAUGGUGAUAACUAAUGGGAGGGAGCAUUGUAAGAGGUCACAUAGAAGUUGCAUUUUAAAUGCCACAAUCCACACCUUAGACAGAGUUUAGAGGGGGAAUGGCUUUGAGAGAAGCUUGUCCUUUCCUAAGGUCUUCAAACACACGCAGAGGAGGAAGAGAAGUUACGGCAGCAUCAUGCCUAUACAAAUCCUCCCCCCCAUAUGGGAAGCCUAGGAGGAGGUAAAAGUUCAUAUGUAGUGGGAAAAAAAAUCAUCUCCAAAAUAAAUAACAUAAAGCCAGGUGUCCAGGUUUCGUUGAGUUGUCAUGGCCAUACUGCCCCAGAAAUAGAAUGAACGUCAUAAUUAAGAUUUUGAAGAUGAAAAUC